AUGGACUCAGGCACCCCCAACAGGCGGCGCACGAGUCAGGACGACGACUACUUCGGCGAUGCGGUGCCCUGGGCCCCUGAAGCAGAGCGGUUGCGUGCAGCAUAG
Messenger RNA from Alternaria arborescens, 105 nucleotides. RefSeq lists its product as hypothetical. The record is from RefSeq and is a predicted model, not a curated record. The transcript has a single exon. NCBI's taxonomy places the organism in Eukaryota, Fungi, Ascomycota, Dothideomycetes, Pleosporales, Pleosporaceae. The coding region runs from base 1 to 105 and encodes 34 amino acids.